UGAGUGACUCAAUGAUAAGAUAAAGAUGAUGGAAAUAAAUGCAGGAGACACAGCCUGAUUGGAAAAGUCAGCUGCUUUGAGCUUCCACGGACAUGGCUGCAGGAUUCCCGGUUCCCCUGCCGGUGCUCACGGGGCUGUUGCUGUUCCUGUGUGUCGCGCCCCGGGCUGAAGGUGGGAAGGUGCUGGUCUUGCCCACGGAUGGCAGCCACUGGCUCAGCAUGAAGGAGGCCCUGCAGGAGCUCCAUGCCAGAGGCCACGAAAUAGUGGUCGUUUCGGCGGAGGUGAAUCUGCAUAUCAAAAAAGAGGACUUUUUCACCCUGAUGACCUACGCCAUUCCGUGCACCCAGGAGGAAUUUAAUGACCUCUUUCUGGGCCACUCUUAUCUGGUUUUUGAAAAAGUACAUUUUCUAAAGAUGUUUUUGAAAAUCACGGAAAAUUUGAAAACGGCUUCUUUCAUUUUUCAAAGGUCUUGCAAGGAGCUGAUGUACAACAAGGACCUGAUCGGGCACCUGAACUCCAGUUCCUUUGAUGUGGUUUUAACAGAUCCUGUUUACCCCUGUGGGGCAGUCCUGGCUAAGUACCUGUCGCUGCCUGCCGUGUUUUUUUUGCGCUCUGUUCCAUGCGACUUAGAUUUUGAGGGCACGCAGUGCCCAAACCCUUCCUCAUAUAUUCCUAGGCUAUUAACAACGAAUUCAGACCACAUGACGUUCCUGCAAAGGGUCAAGAACAUGCUCUACCCUCUGUCCCUGAAGUACAUUUGCCACAUUGCUUUCACUCCUUAUGCAAGCCUCGCCUCUGAACUCCUGCAGAGAGAGGUGUCGGUGGUGGAUGUUUUCAGCUCUGCAUCCAUGUGGCUGUUCAGAGGAGACUUUGUACUGGACUACCCCAGGCCAGUGAUGCCCAACAUGGUCUUCAUCGGGGGCAUAAACUGUGCCAACAGGAAGCCGUUAUCACAGGUUGCUUCCACUAGAGCUGUUGAGAUCCAUGACUUCUGAGUGACCCCAGUAUGCCACCCAACUGAAGACUUUCCUGAACAAUGAAGACUUAUGUUAACCAAUUGUACAGACACAAAUGCACUUAUUGUGUCCUGCACAGAGCAGUAGUUGUUAACCCUUAAUUAGCAUAACCACCAUGAAGGUGUGCACUUUCCUAUCACUUCGAAACUCCUGACAUCCCUUCUCCCCCUGCUCCUCCUCCCCUCCCCACCAACAACUAUGAAUAUCUUCACUGGUGAGUCCCCUUGCCUGGCAGGCAAAUGAACUCAUUUUUUUAAAAGCUCUGGCAGUCUUCUUUAUUAUAAUACUUCUUGUACAAUUAGUGGCUAAGAAGCACUGCCCAGGAUACCUCAGUGACCACUUGACGUGGUUUUAACAGACUGUGUGCCCUUGUGGGAUAGUAAUGGCUGAAUCCUAUGUUCCUGCUAGGUCUUGUAUGCACACCAUUCCAUGGGGAUUGGGCUUAACUCAACUUCACAUGUUCUUAAUUAAGUGUGCUCAGGCCACAUGAGCUUCCUGUAAAGAAUUACAAAUAAUGCUGCACUUUUAGUCUAUCCAGUUCCGUGGCCUUUUUGUUCCCAUGUCUUACGCACACUUUUCCUUAGACACAACCAAAGGGGAUGGAUGGCACAUUUUGUGAUGGGCUAUCCCAAGGUAGCCAUGCCCAAAACAGUUUUCACGACGGGGAUAAACCGUGGCAACAGAAAUGUAUUCUCUCCAAUAUGCAUAUGCUGCCUCACCCAAUCAGUAUCCCAGGCUCUCCAAUCUUCCUGGCUUUUGUCAACCUAUUUUAAAAUAGAUACAUUCUGCACAUGGCAAUGGGAUAGUUUUGUGU
Lynx canadensis (Canada lynx) is the source of this 1830-nucleotide messenger RNA. RefSeq names its product UDP-glucuronosyltransferase 1A3-like. Bases 93 to 995 code for a protein of 300 amino acids. Gene Ontology annotation, molecular function: UDP-glycosyltransferase activity. Lineage: Eukaryota; Metazoa; Chordata; Mammalia; Carnivora; Felidae. The transcript is spliced from 2 exons. The record is from RefSeq and is a predicted model, not a curated record.